Messenger RNA from Prorocentrum cordatum, 1602 nucleotides. NCBI's taxonomy places the organism in Eukaryota, Dinophyceae, Prorocentrales, Prorocentraceae. The record is from the annotation of a GenBank genome assembly.
AUGCGGACCGCGGCGUUCGGCGGGCAGGCGCCCGUGCUCCUCGAGAGGCCCACGAAGCUGUGCGCCGCUGCACCCGCACGACCGGUUGCGAGGCCCAGCGGCCAGGACGCGGAUUGCCGGAAGCUGGCCGGCGCGGGCGCAGGAUGCGCGCUCGCUGCGCAGCGCAGGGCCCGGGUCAAGGGUGAUAGCGACGUUCUCUUGGGCGCCGUGCUGUCCGCGUUGCAUCUGCGCGGCAUCGCCAGCAAGGCUCCCCUGAGUCAGGCCCAACAGUCGGCACUGGAGGACACUCUGAGCGAGGUCGUGGCAAUCUACAGGCUCACCACGGAGAGGCAUCGCCAGAUGCCCGGUCACGCGGCGCUGAGCCGCAUGCCUUCCAGGCGCCUGUUCGGGGGCCUCCUGGAGCCAGAGGCCAAGGCCGCGACUACGUGCAGGCCGCCAAACCCCGUGCAGCAGGAGACGGACGACCUCCCCGCGCUGCUGGAGCACGCGUGCGGCGCGCAGGCGCUCCUGCAGAGCGCCGUCGCGCCGAGUGCGGCUCCAGACUCGUGGCCCGCUGGGCAGGUGAUCGUGCGCCCUGAGGGUGUGCCGUCUGCGAGCUUCGCCUUCAACCCGGGCCCCAUGUCCAGGGAGGAGGCGGAGGCGGAGGCGCAGGUGCUCUUCAGGCCGGCCGCUGGCAAGCAGGCGUGCCGCCACCUGCUCAGCAUUGCCCGGCUGACGCUGGUCUUCGAGGGCUGCGAGGCGCUGCAGGUCGGCGUGGCGCACCUGCUCCGGAGGCUGACCGUGGUGGCCGUCCUGAACCUCUACCCGGCGCCCAGCCGCCUUGGGGAGCAGUCGGUGCGCAUGCUGAUGGUGGUCGGGGGCGGAGGGCGCGACGGCGCCGCGCCCGCCCACGUCUGCGAGCUGCGGCUGGAGGAGCUGGCCUGGUGGCAGGCACGCGGCGCCGCGCGCAGGCACCUGGACCAGUUUCACGCUGCCUUGCGGGCCACCCACGGCGGCUCCAGCUCCGCGGCGAGCACGCAGGCGCUGUCCUGCCUGGUGCGCUCGGUGCUGUCGCGGCCGCCAGAGGGUCGCAGCCUGCGCGCCUUCCGCUGCAGACUGGCCAAGCGGUACGGCUCGACCGUUGCCGCCUGGCGAUCCGCGUUUGGCGGCGACUGGCACGCCAGCUUCGCGGCGUUCCAGAAGCACUUCCAGACGGUGCUGCCGAGAGAGGAGGCCGCCGUCCGCUGGAUGGAGCUGGACGCUGGCCUGGCCAGCACCGUCUCCCUGUUCGAGCUCGACCCCGAGGCCCCGGUGCUCCUGGAGCGGCUCCGCCGGAGCAUCGCGGCCGCGUCGAGCAGCUACGCGGAGGAGGCUGAAUUGGAGGCUUGUGAUUCUUAUGUGGACCGGCUGUUCGAGGUGAUGGCCUUCGAGUGUUGCAGGCGGGGUGCCAUUGCCCGUAUUGUUUGCCCUCUUUGUUUUGCAGGUUUGGAUAUGACUUUCGUUUGCCGUCUUUGUGCACUGCCACUCUCGCCUCGGCUGGCCCCUAACCCUGGAGAGCACCGGCUUAGCUCGAGAGCGAUCGCCAUUAUGUGUGCGCGAUACGGAUCCGGACGCAUUCCAUGA